UACAAGAUCGAAGCUUUAUAAUGGAGGAUACUACUGAAACUGGCUCGACUGAUCUCUCCUGGACAGAAUUUAUAAAAUCUCGAGCUUUAUACAGUAUUACAAACUCAAACACUUCAAUUCGACUUGAAUUCUUAAAUCAUUCUUUAUUACCUCGAAUAAAGGCUGGAGAUUUUUCUGAUCAAUCACUUGGGAGUCUUCUUUAUCUUAUAUUCUUGACUUAUCCGAGAUAUACCGAUAGAGCUUCACGUCUUUCUAUAUUGAAUAUAUUUAAAGAACUCAACCAUUGGAAUUCAGUGGCAUUUUUAAAGAAAUUUGUUCCAAUGGUCGUUAAAGAAGUUGAUAAAUUAAAUCGAAAAAGUUCCGAUGGAACUUACACAACAGCCUCUACUAUUCGAUUCGUUCUUCUUACCUGGGUAAAUGCAUUGGUUACUUAUGCAUUAUCAUCUAAUAAUACCACAGAACCAUCAUCUCACUGGAAGAGUUUAGUUGAUUCGCAAGCAAUACUUUUGAAUUCUUUAGUUAACGAAACCGAAAGAAGAAAAAGUGUGACUCACAGUGCUAUAAUCGACGUGAGGCGUUUUAUUCGCAAGAAUGCUACGCACAUUCCUUCUUAUAUUACUUAUUUGACUUCUAGCGCGAAAUCAUGUAAUCCUAUAUAUAGGAAUUCCAUUUUACUUGGAACGGUUAUAGAUUGUUCUUUGCGACUCAAAAAUAGAAGUGGCAAGGAUUAUGUGAAAAACGCCAAGGAAGACAUUAUUCAAUUUUAUAUCACGUGCAUUGUUUCUUCUAAAUCCACCGUGACUAAAACAUCCGCGGACUCAUUACACGAUUUUAUAAAUUCGAUGGUAACGGAAGAAGAUUUUGAAACAAAGUUGGCUCCUACUAUAGAGAAACUUCUUCUUAGGGCGCCCGAAAUUGUAUUAAAUGUGUUGAUUUAUCUUGCCAAGUCUUUAUCUUUUGACUUGUCAAAUGUUUUGAAGAAAAGAUUUUUACUACCUUUACUUGGUCACAUUCGAUCAACUAAUAAAGUUGCGCAAUCUGAUGCCACGGAAUUAUUAAAAAUAAUGAUUGAAAAAAGUCGGAAAGAUUCUAUUAUCAUAGAAAUCGUGAAUGAAAUUCUUCAAACACUAAGAAAUGUUACCAAUCCGGAGCAUCGUAUAAUUGUUUUUCAAUCAUUGGGCCACAUAUAUCAAUCUCCUAAUGUAGUUAAAGUUAUAAUAGAUGGUCUAUUACCUAUUGUAUUGAAAGAAAGUAAUGAUAAUUCGUUAUCAAAGGCAAUCGAUACAAUAGGAUUGCACGCUGGUUUAUUGUUAAGAGCAGAAGAUGAUAACGCACUUGUUAAAAAAAUUACAAAGUUCAUUACAGAAGGGUUAACUAACCCUAAACCUGGUGUGAAAAAAGCGUGGGCUAUUUUAAUCGGUCGUCUUGUUUGGGAAGAAACAAGCCUUCCGUCAACUUCGCUUCGUAAUGUUACUCAAAAUUCUCUUAUACAGCUCUUUUCAACAUUAGAAAAGAUUCAAGCUAAUCCUUUGAAUUUUGUCGGAGGUCCUAUUGAAGGAUAUAUUGUUAUAUCAAUUGCGGAAGGAAGAGCAAAAAAUUGGAAUGAUGAAAAAAUUAACGCAUUAAUACAAUCAAAAAAACUUGCCCAAAAUAUUCUGAGCAUUUCACCGAAACCUUCGUUUUGGCUCUGGAAUAAGGUUUACUCAAAAUUAAGUAAUAUUGAGGAAAAUAGUUGGUUUCUUCGGUCUCUUGAAAGUGUUUGCAUUAAUGAAAGUUCCGUUAUACUACAGAAGAUCGAUGCCAGGAUAUCCAUUGCAACUGCCUUUAUAUAUAUGCUUACAGAGUCUCCGUUUUACCAGACACGUCGCGAAUCUUAUGAUACGAUUGUGAAUUGCGUUCAAUCUAAUCCAGGACUUAUUUGUGGAUUAAUACGUGAAGGAUUAACAGAUUGGUUAUUGAAUCUUGAGAAGAAUACUAAAGAUUCAACUAGUUUAUCAACAAAUGUACCGGCACAUUCCGAUUCUUACAUUAAUGCUUACCGCCUUUCUAAAGUUCUUACUGCUAUAAGCACUUUCUCUAAGAAUGUAGAAGAAUCUAUUGUUGAAGAAUCGCUUGUGGAACUUAUAAUUUUAGCUCAUCAUCCUUUCAUAGUAUCACCUACCGACAAAUACAAUUGGAUUUCGUUGACUCAACGAGCUCGACUUGAUCCAGGAAAAUUGGUCGAAAAAUACUCUGAUCGACUUAAGGACAUCCUAAAAAUUCAUAUCGAAAGUGGAACAGAAAAUUUCUAUAAAGCUGCAUUGUCGGCCAUUUCUACCGUCACCUUUAUUUCACCAGAUAUAUUCGUAAAUAUGUUCAUCGAUCAAUGUCGAGAAUAUUUGGAUGCUUCAUUAUUUGAAAAUAUAGGUGACCAAGAGAUUAAAAUAUGGAAAACCAAAGAAGGGACCCUAUUUGUUGACGUUGAGAAUCGCAAUAGAAAGGGCUAUCAAACUGAGAAGUGGGAACAAGAAAUUCGAGAUCAAAUUGCCAAGAAGAAGGGUGAUCCAUUAACACCUAAACUCUCAAAAGAUGAAAAAGCUGCAGUUGAUGCACAGUUGGCGAAAGAAUCUCAAAUACGUAAAUCUGUUGAAGAAGUUCGUUUGAAAUUAAUUAGAGGUCUCGAUAUAAUAGACUCUAUGGUAAAUGGUAACUCUAAAGCUGUUGAACCAAAUAUAUUAGAAUUGAUGAGAUUAUUGCACACUGUUAUGCAGAAGGCCCCUCUGAUUGGAGAAAGAGGGAUAGAUACUUAUUUAAAAAUUGGAACUUCUGAAAAUAUUGAGAGUAUUCGCAUACCUAUUGGGUUGGCCACUUUACGUGCUAUGAAAGUUCAAGGAAUUCCUGAAAAAUGGCUUCAAGAACCUCUAAGUCAUCUCGUUUCACGCGUACUUUAUCGUCUUCGGUUUAUUACUGAACGUUCGCUUUUACCUCCAUCAUCAUUUGCUUAUUGCUUCGCACUUAUUUUUCAAGUUAUUCAACAAAAUGGUGUCGGAUUCAAUGACAAAAAAGAUAAUGAUGAAUAUUUAGAAAUGUCAAUAGAACAAAUUGCACUUAGCUUGGAUAUUAUUUCUUCCCAUUCGUCUAUUGGAUCUUCACUUUUAAUUCCUAGGAGUGAAAUGAUACAAGCACUUUUGCUUAUAAUCAAAAGUUAUCCUAGAUUAACAAAAGGAGCAAAAACUGCUCUAACAAAUUUAUGUGAAGCAAUUGGGGAUACCGCGUUAAGAAUUGAAAUAAAUGUUUUGUUUGAAGGGUUACUUUCUGGCGAAGCAUUUGUUCGUCAUGCAUGUUUACAAGCAUUGGAAUGUUUAGAUCUUACAGAAAUUGACUUUUCUCGUGAAUUAUGGAUUUCAUGUCAAGAUGAUGAUGAAAUUAAUGCUAAUUUAGCUUUAUCUUUAUGGGAUGAUUUCUGUAUGGACAUUGAUUCAAAAUAUGCUGAAGAGCUUUUGCCUCUUCUGGUUCAUGAUGAGAAAUAUGUAAGUUCAACGGCUGCCAAGGCACUUGGAAAGAUAGCCGAAACAUUCCCAGAAUUGAUAGAAGAAACGCUUAAAUCAUUAUAUGAACUUUAUUAUGAAAAGGCUAAACCAAUUCAACCAGAAUACGAUGAACUUGGUAUCUUGAACCCCGAAUCAUUGAAUAGAGAAGAUCCAUGGGGAGCUCGUGUUGGACUAGCUCUUGGGUUUUCUGCUCUUGCGCAUCAUUUGAGUUCUUCGGACAUAGAAUCCUUCUUUGAAUUUCUAAUAUUUAAAGAAGCUGUCGGUGAUUCUAAUGCUCAAGUUCGGCAAAAAAUGUUAGAGGCCGGAUUGGUUGCUAUCAAAGAGCGUGGCAGUGAAAAUGUUAAUUUGUUAAUGCCCCUAUUUGAGAAUUAUCUGGAUCAACCCGCCGCUCCUAAUGAAACUCAUGAUCGUAUUCGUGAAUCUGUUGUUAUUUGGUUUGGAGCUUUAGCUAGACAUUUUGAUCCCACUGAUAAAAGAAUCCCUGUGGUUAUUGAUAAACUUCUUGAAACGCUAAAAACACCAUCCGAGUCUGUUCAACUGGCUGUUUGCGAUUGCUUACCACCUCUUAUUAAAUUGAUGAAAGACAAUGCCCCUAACUUAAUUGAGAGUUUGUUAAACCAACUUUAUUAUUCAGAAACGUAUGCAGGGCGAAGAGGUGCUGCAUAUGGUUUAGCAGGCGUUGUCAAGGGUACUGGUAUUUCAGCUAUAAAAGAUUGUAAUAUAAUGAAUACUUUGAAGGAAGGUAUUUAUAAUAAAAAGGAUUAUAGAUGUCGACAAGGUGCUUUAUUUGCUUUCGAGGCACUGUCACAAAGUUUGGGACGUCUUUUUGAACCUUAUGUUAUUCAAAUUUUGCCAUUGUUGUUAACUUGCUUUGGCGAUACGCAUCCUGAUAUUCGAGAAACAACAGCAGAUACGGCUAGGGUAAUAAUGAGCAAAAUUAGUGGCCAUUGUGUCAAACUUAUUUUACCUUCACUUCUAUCAGGUUUAGAAGAUCGUCAAUGGAGAACAAAAAAGGGAUCGAUAGAGUUGUUGGGAGCCAUGGCUUUUUGUGCACCUAAACAAUUAUCAAUAUCACUUCCUACAAUAGUUCCAAGAUUAACUAAUGCACUUGCAGAUUCACACACAAACGUUCAAGCAGCUGCCAAUCGAGCUUUAUUGCAUUUUGGAGAAGUUAUCAGUAACCCAGAAAUUCAAGCCCUUGUUCCAACUUUAUUAAGUGGGUUAAGUAAUCCUGACAAAAAUACCAAUGCAGCAUUAAAUUCACUAUUAGAGACUGCAUUUGUUCAUUAUAUCGAUGCUCCAUCACUGGCAUUGGUAAUGCCUAUUCUUGAACGAGGAUUGAAGGAAAGAAGUACAGAAGUUAAGAAAAAAUCCUCACAAAUUGUUGGGAAUAUGGCAUCUUUGACAGAUGUAAAAGAUCUUAUUCCUUAUUUGCCAAGACUUUUGCCUAGCCUCAAAGAAGUAUUGGUAGAUCCCGUACCUGAUGCUCGAGCAACAGCUGCCAAAUCGCUUGGAACCAUGAUAGAUAAACUCGGUGAAGAUAAGUUUCCUAAUCUUGUUAAUGAACUUAUCCAUACACUUAAAUCAGAUAUCAGUGGUGUUGAUCGACAGGGCGCGGCUCAAGGUCUUAGUGAAGUUUUGGCAGGAUUAGGACUUGAACGACUUGAUGGACUUCUACCUGAUAUCAUAACAAACGCUACCAGCUCAAAAUCUUAUGUCCGAGAAGGAUUCAUUUCACUACUUAUUUAUCUUCCUGCUACUUUUGGAGUACGAUUUCAACCUUAUCUUGGUCGUACAAUUCCGCCAAUCUUAUCUGGUCUUGCCGAUGAAUCAGAAUAUGUACGGGAUGCUUCACUAAGGGCAGGCCGAAUGAUUGUUGUGAAUUACGCGACUAAAGCCGUUGAUCUUUUGCUUCCGGAAUUGGAAAGAGGAUUAUUUGAUGAUAAUUGGAGAAUAAGGCAUAGCUCUGUUCAACUCAUGGGUGAUUUAUUAUAUAGAAUAACAGGAAUUAGUGGUAAAACAGCUGUUGAAGGCGAAGAAGAAGAAGAAACUGGAGGAACUGAAGCAAGCAAAAAGGCUUUGUUAGAAGUUCUGGGAAGAGAAAGACGAGACCGCGUUUUGGCAGCUAUUUAUAUUGUGCGACAAGAUGUUUCCGGAAUUGUUCGUCAAUCGUCUAUAUAUGUUUGGAAAUCUAUAGUUUCCAAUACUCCUCGUACUGUCAAGGAAAUACUUCAUAUUAUGAUGGAGAUGAUACUACGCAGCUUAUCAAGUCCAAGUCUUGAACGUCGACAGGUAGCUGCGCGUACUCUUGGCGAGCUUGUUCGGAAGCUUGGUGAAAGCGUUCUUUCAGAAAUAAUUCCAAUUUUAGAAAACAAAUUAGAAUCAUCUGAUGUUGAUAUGCGUCAAGGAGUUUGUAUUGGAUUAAGCGAAGUAAUGAGUACUGCUGGGAAAGUGCAAGUUAUUGAUUACGUUGAUUCUAUUAUACCUGCUGUUAGAAAGGCAUUAAUUGAUGAAUCUGGUGAAGUGCGUGAAGCAGCAGCUCAUGAUAAGGCAAUUGAUGAAAUUUUGCCUACGCUCCUUAAUUCUCUACAAUCUGGAGAUGAUUCUGCAUAUGCAUUAGAAGCAUUGAAGGAAUUAAUGGCUGUGCGUGCUAAUGUCGUAUUUCCAGUUCUUAUACCAAACCUUAUUUCCGUGCCAAUUUCAGCCUUUAAUGCACGUGCACUUGCAUCAUUAGUAACUGUUGCUGGCUCUGCCCUUAACAAACGAUUAUCAAACAUUCUUUCUGCACUUAUCGCAUCUUUGUGUAUGGAAACAGAUGAGAAUACCAUUAAAGAACUUAAAGAAACAGAACGAGCAUUGUUACUUUCUAUUGAUAAUUCUGAAGGAAUUCAAACUCUGAUGAUGAUGCUUUUUGAGGCAAUUAAAAGUGAAGAACCUACUAAACGGGCUAGUGCAUGCGAUAUUAUUACGAUAUUUUGUAAUGAAACUAAGAUGGACUAUUCGCGAUAUGUACCUGAGUGGAUAAAUGAUUUGAUUUUAUUGUUAGGUGAUCGUCAAAAAGAAGUUGUAGUUUCGGCAUGGAAUGCUUUGAAUUCAAUAACUAAGUCAAUUAAAAAAGACGAAUUAGAACAUUUAGUAACCCCCGUCCGUCGAUCAGUAAAAAAAGUUGGUGUUCCUGGUGUAGAUUUGCCAGGAUUUUGUUUACCAAAAGGAAUUGGCCCCAUACUUCCAAUAUUUUUACACGGAUUGAUGUAUGGUACUCCGGAAAUUCGUGAACAGUCUGCUUUAGGAAUAGGCGAUCUUAUCCAAAGAACUUCAGCUGAUGCACUUAAGCCAUUUGUAACACAAAUUACUGGACCUCUUAUUCGUAUUAUAGGGGAUCGUUAUCCUCCACAAGUGAAAGCAGCUAUAUUGCAAACUUUAAGUUUUCUCCUCACCAAGAUUCCUACUCUUCUCAAACCUUUCCUUCCUCAACUUCAACGAACAUUUAUUAAAUCAUUAACCGAUCCGUCUAGUACUCUUGUUCGUUCACGUGCCGCAUCAGCACUAGUUAUACUAAUUUCUUUACAAACAAGAGUAGACCCUCUAGUUACUGAGUUAGUGACUGGAAUUAAAACAAGUGAUACAAGUGUACGAGAAACAAUGAUAAGCGCCUUAGAAAGUGUUGUGAAUAAAGCCGGGAAUAACAUGAAUGAAAUUUCAAAGAAAGGAAUUAUUGGAGUUGUGAUGGAUGGAUUAAGUGAUAAUUCAGAAGUAAUAGUUGUCGGUACUUCUCGUUUACUUGGUAGUUUAAGUAAACAUGUAACGCCUCAAGAAAUAAUGCCUAUUAUUGCAUCUCAAAUUCUAACCGGAGAUCCACCAAAACAAAGUUCUCUUUUGUCUAUAAAUGCCAUCCUUGCGGAGGCUCCAAAAGUCUUUGUUGAUUUAAACAUAACAAAUGAUAUAAUUGAUAUUAUAUUAGUAGGUUUAACUAGUAAUCAUCAAUCUAUCUCUGAUACAUCAAUAAUUAUAGCAGGAAAAAUUUUGCUUACAGAAAUAUAUCAAGAACAACAGAAAAUAUACCACCUUUUAGAACCAUUAGCGACAAAUAUUCGUGAACCAGCUACUUUAGUUGAUGAAACGAAACGCCUAGCAUUGUUAGUAAUACGUGCAAUCGGAAGAAAAUAUCCAGAUAUUUUAAAAUCACAUCUUUCCGUCAUUGUUCCUUCAAUGAUAUUAUGUGCUAAAAAUAAAAAUAUUCCUCUAAAAUUAUCCGCGGAAAGAACUUUAUUGUAUACACUUCAACUUUUAAACGGGGAAUCUGUGCUACAGGAAUUUCUGUCGAAAACUGAUGUUUCAACAGCUAAAUCGGUAGCUGAUUUUCAUAAACGUGUGUUAUCCAAACUUGUUUCGCAGGCAAGUGAAAUAAAUGAAAUGGAAGAAUUAGAGGAAGAACAGGAAAUUUGGGCUGUUGGAAGUGUGGGAACUUUUGAAAUUACAAAUGAACAAGAGUAA
Diversispora eburnea is the source of this 8024-nucleotide messenger RNA. The record is from the annotation of a GenBank genome assembly. NCBI's taxonomy places the organism in Eukaryota, Fungi, Glomeromycota, Glomeromycetes, Diversisporales, Diversisporaceae.